CAAGAGCGGCCUCAAAGGGCCCAAAAGGCUCCCAAGAGAGCCCCAAGACGGUCCGUAGCCAUUUUGGCUCAAGCCGUUUUUGCUCCAGGCUAGGCCAAGCAAGGCAUUGCACUAGCUGCUGCUCGUUCAAGCCAGUCGGUACCGCGGGGUCGACGCCAUGAUCCUGGACCUCGGCUGCAUGAAGCUGCCCUUCGAGGGCGACUUCAACACAAUCAUGAUAUUCACGGGGUUCGCGUCGGCAUGCAUCUCGACCACCUUGUUCUUUAACUUCGUCACCCCGAAGGGACCUGCACUGGGGGCAGGUACCCCCGAGCAAGUUGUUGAUGCCUUCGGCAAGACGAUGAUCGUGCAGGCCGUAUGAUGCAUCAUCUACUACAACUACGUGGGCGCUUAGGUUCUGGGCGUGUUCCUCUCAGGCCCUUGGGCCAUGCUCGACGGGAAGAAGCAGACAGAGAAGUGGUGAGCGAACGCCUCGCGUUUCGCGGGCAACCAGUUUGAGCAAAGCUUUGUUUUCAUCCCGUGUCUGUGGAUGUACGCAGGGCUCGUUGAUUACGAGACGGCUUGGACCCUUGGCGUGUUGUAUAUCAUUGGCCGAAUCCUGUAUCCUCUCUUUUACGUUGUCCACGGGAGGUUCACUUUCUUCUUCGAGCACAUCACCCAGGUUGGCUAUGCAGUCAACGGCACGUUCAUAUUGGGCGCACUGAUCAGGGGGGCGAAGUGGGACUACGUCGAGUUCUCAAAAGAUCACAACAUUCUCACGCAGAUCUUGGGUGCAUGCCUCGGCGUCUUCACCCUUCUGCCGGGGGUCGGAAUCACUAUCCCUUGGUUCAUCGCGCACACCGUGAUGGACCGCAAGCGUGCCCAGGCAUACUCGGCAUCGGUCACUCCAGGCGACGCCUGACCAGGGCAAUCGUGUAUUCAUCCUUUUCAUGAUUUUCCGCCAGCCGCCACAGAAAAAUGUCGGUCGGCCGAGCUUCCAUAUCAUUAAUGUGAUAUCCCUGCACGUGCUCAGGCUAUCCAGUCCUCGAUGUACUCGCCUGCAAAGCACGCGGAUGUUGGGAGCAGCUCCAAGGGUUUUCCGUAGCAGCCACUGCACCUCGGCGCGGCCCGGGACGCUCUGCAAAGCGUUAUUUUUGUUGCUUCGACGCCCUGCCAGGUCGGCGAGUAUUCCGUGGCCGCGGGGCCGAGGCCAGAACAGGCAGUAACGAAACAGGCACUGCAGCGCAGCGACGAGCAAA
Prorocentrum cordatum is the source of this 1238-nucleotide messenger RNA. Lineage: Eukaryota; Dinophyceae; Prorocentrales; Prorocentraceae. The record is from the annotation of a GenBank genome assembly.